Messenger RNA from Lineus longissimus, 3795 nucleotides. RefSeq lists its product as uncharacterized. NCBI's taxonomy places the organism in Eukaryota, Metazoa, Nemertea, Pilidiophora, Heteronemertea, Lineidae. Bases 102 to 2444 code for a protein of 780 amino acids. The record is from RefSeq and is a predicted model, not a curated record. The transcript has 13 exons.
CAAUUAUUUGAUAGCGGUCAUUCUACAAGUAAACAGAUUUUGUAGCAGCCAGAAUUCGGAUAUUCACAGGGGCAGAUGCAGACUCUGAGAUCGAAACUGCAAUGGAAUUUCUAUUUUUCGCUUUGAGUUGCUGUUGGUUAAGUACAUUGGUCGCUGCCAAUGGAAACGCUUCCGAUACAUUUGGAACAUGGUACCUGGACGGUAAUGACAAAGGCACUAAGGCAGUAAGCCGAUACGCUGGUGCCGCGUACCAACCCUCUUCACCCUUCACAGAGGCACUGUAUCUGGAUGACAACUCCUAUGCCACGAUUAAGCGUGCGGAGAUAUGGAACACUGACUUCACCUUGCACACGUACAUCAAGAGUACUGGAGGUGGCGGACAACGCAGAACCAUCCUUGCAAGUUGGGAGACCGCAAAAUGGCUGUUCAUGUUCAGAAUAACCCUAGCUAACCAACUGAAAGCUGUCAUUCGUCGAAACAAGUACAACACAGGGAGCGACCGUAGACAGGACAUGGUCAGUGUUACUGGAGGUAACAUAGAACUCAACCAAUGGUACUCAGUUGCAUUUAGCUGGGAACGACAGACAGGCGAGAUGAAAGUCUAUAUCAACGGGGUGGAGGUGGCAUCGAAGCGGACCACGUACCCAGACCGCGAUCUGAUGAGGACUUCAGCCUCUACUUUCCAAAUUGGCUACAAGGCCGAUGGACGACACGAUUUCUUCAAAGGGUACAUUGCCGAGCUGACCAUUACAAAUGAUGUCACCAAAACAUGCAUUUUAUCAGAAUGGGCCAAAAGAAUUGCCCCAAAGCCUGCUUCAAACACGUUUGGAAAAUGGCGCCUUGACGGCAGUGAUGGCGGUAACAAAAACGUUAGCCGAUAUGUUACUGCAGCCUAUCAGCCUUCAGCACCCUUCGCCGCGACACUCUAUCUCGAUGGAAACUCGUACGCGACGAUUAAGCGGGCGGCGAUUUCGAACGUAGACUUCACCAUGCACACGUACAUCAAGAGUACUGAAGGUGACGGAGAGUACAGGACCAUCCUUGCAAGUUGGGAGGCCGCAAAAUGGCUGUUCAUAUUCAGAAUAACCCCAGGCAAUCAACUCCAAGUUGCUCUUCGUCGAAACAAGUACAACACAGGGAACGACCGUAGACAGGACAUGGUCAGUGUUACUGGAGGCAACAUAGAACUCAACCAAUGGUACUCAGUUGCAUUUAGCUGGGAACGACAGACAGGCGAGGCGAAAGUCUAUAUCAACGGGGUGGAGGUGGCAUCGAAGCGGACCACGUAUCCAGACCGCGAUCUGAUGAGGAGUUCAGCCUCUACUUUCCAAAUUGGCUACAAGGCCGAUGGACGACACCAUUUCUUCAAAGGGUACAUUGCCGAGCUGACCAUUGAUAACGAUGUUCUCAAAACAUGCAUUUUAUCAGAAUGGGCCAAAAGAAUCGCUCCAACAACGACCACGACUAAUCCCACACCACAACCGGAACCUGCUCCAACAACGACCACGACUAGGCCGUCAUCGCCAACGGAACCAGCUCCAACAACUACCACAACUAAUCCCUCGCCACCACCGGUACCUGUUACUCCUGGCACAACAGAUAGAGAAGUUCCCGAGGCGCUCCGACUGUGCACCAUGUCCAGAGUGAACAACGCAAGGAUGCUUUCAACCGACAUAGAAUCCCUCCCCGAGAUCCAGACGGAGGGCGCAUGCGCUGCAAAAUGCCUUGAAGUUCCGCUAUGCGACAGUGCCACCUUUAGGAACGAGUCAAAGGAGUGCAUUAUUCAUCCGCGGAGGGAUUUUAUGAUGGGUCAAAUGGCGCGGGAAGGUUGCUGUGUGUUGUUUCGGAAGGAGUGUCCAUUACUGAGAAAUCUUGGUGUACCUCCCCCCGAGCAGAUCCUCUGCCCCGUAGACGCAGGCCUCCCUCAGCCUUCCCAGAAGUACGCCUAUAGGCAAUUGAGAUUCGUAAAGAACUACGACGUUGGGGCCUACUCCUGCCGUAUCGACACGCUGUGUGCUGGCUUCUCAAGUGAAAAAUCAGCAGUUUCCACCGAUCUGCAUUUCACCUACUACUACAAUUCGACCCCCGAGGAAGGUGCCCAGACUUCGAAUCAAGUUUCAAGUGCGAAUGCUGUGAAGAAUUGUAAGCCAAACGGUCAGGUAUGUCGACUCGUGACCGCUCUCUUCAACAAACGUCCGAGCAAUGCCGAUCCGUACUCCACGGUUCCAGGGGUCGCCACGCAGGCGGACUGCCUUGCCAGAUGCGAGAAGGCCAGCGUGUGCACAGUGGCAACCUUCAUAGAUUCCAGCGAGAAAGAGUGCAUGUUAUACACCGACUUCUACAUCGAGGGAGGCCUCGGGACUAUGGAGUUCGAGGUGUACCGCGGUAUCGGAAAGGCUAUGACAUGGUUCAAAGACAUGCAAUGCAAUGUUGUUUAUACUUAAGAAUGAAAAUGAACAGAAAAACGACAAAUACAGCUAUGGUAGUCUAACUGAUCGAAGUUAGGAAUGGGCUACCGAAAGGCGUGUUGUUGACAAAAAAUUAAUGUAUAAUGGAGCGCUAAAAUCACUACGUCUGACCUCAUUACAUUAGUCUAGAUUACCUAAGGUGUAACGUGUCAUUGUUCACUUUCCAUGGGCGACACGAAUAACAAACAAGUCAUUUCCAAAGAGCGGGCUACAUACGAGGACACAUUUCACCCUCACGUCUAUAAGUACGUCAGUUAACUCGUGAUAAGUGAAACAUGACAAGUGACAACGUGAACCUUAAUCAUAUAUAUACAACUCCGGCCGACGAUCGACGAUUUCUGCCUCUUCAUGUCAAGUUAACUAUUAUGCACAGGAUGUUUGGAUGUCAUUUACAGAUUAAACAUGUUAAAUAGACAAGACAAUGGGUGAUAUGAAUAAAGGCUAGCAAAUGCUUUUACUUCAAUUUUGUACAGAAAGGCCAAGUGUAAAUGUACAUGGAGUUUUAGAUAAAAGCAUUUACUACUCUUUAUUCAUAUCACCCAAUAGGUUGGCGAUACCAAGUUAACCGACGGUCAUGAAACCAUAUUCUAGAGACUGGCCAGCCUGAUGACUUUUUCUUGGGCAAGAGGGGAGCUACGGUCCACUUGAAGGGGGCAUUAUGCUUUCUCUGGUUUAGACGCCAUGGUACAAGGGACCCAUGUCUAACGAUUUUUAUGGGUUAGUUGUUGUGCUAAAGAACAGUCAGAUAAGACAGUGGUGGUUCUUUCGAGAGUCGACCUCAAGCCCUCCUGAUUUUGAACUUAUCCAAUAUGUCAUUGGUCCCCUGAACCGGCCUGCCCCGCCCCACUACAAGAGUACAGCGUAGCGGAUCGGAGCGUAUUUUAAUCGGCUACUGGUCCCCCUGCGUCUAACACCAUCUUUGACUUUUCGGGUGUUUCGGAUGUUCGCCUGUCGCCGCCAUGCAGCGCGCUGAUGAUGAUGAAAGGUCAGUCAGGUAUCAAGUCCCGCGGAUUAUAAGGUAUGUUAUGUCCGCUUCGGGAUUAUCUUGGAUCAGACAUCAGUAAAUACACCACCAUUAUGAUUAUUACUAAUAGGAUACAGGAUGCUGAAGCUAAAUGUCCAUUAGUAGAAUUGGACUCGUUACGACGCUAUGUAGGGCAAGUUGAGUCCGACCCCGAAAGAUCUCCGAGAACAUCACUUUCUGUUGAACGAUGUUUGAAAUUUGAACUUGAUGUUAAGAUUUUCCAAUUCUUUACACAAAGACUGAAGCUAUACAUUUCAACAACGAAAUAAAUGUCGAUCCGAAAGCAAGCUCGGGUAAAAUCUA